This is a messenger RNA of Manihot esculenta (cassava), 1261 nucleotides long. Its product is annotated as probable complex I intermediate-associated protein 30. The record is from RefSeq and is a predicted model, not a curated record. Gene Ontology annotation, biological process: mitochondrial respiratory chain complex I assembly; mitochondrial electron transport, NADH to ubiquinone. Bases 225 to 902 code for a protein of 225 amino acids. The transcript has 9 exons. Gene Ontology annotation, cellular component: mitochondrion. NCBI's taxonomy places the organism in Eukaryota, Viridiplantae, Streptophyta, Magnoliopsida, Malpighiales, Euphorbiaceae.
CUGCGACUCUGCAAGCAAUGCUUGAAGCCGAUGCGUCUCCUUGAGCCUCCCGUUGUUCCGAACGGUGAUCGGUGACUGACGCUGAUACGUGGCCUACGGCUAAUUAGCAGUGAAAAUUUGUCUCAAUGUUUUGCUUUUAAGUUGAGAUGCUGGGUGCCCGUUUUCCAUGUUGUCUCUUUUUCCACAUAAUGAUAUGUGAAAGGAAGUUUGAGGUGGAAUAAUAAAUGUCUAGGUUUCGAGCACUUUGGCAAGCUUCUUUGAAUGCAACAAAGAAAGCCCUCACAUGGAAUCUUGAAGAUUUGAUGCCUCCAAGCGAGAAGCUCAUAUUCAAUUUCAAUUCGAAGGAAGAGCUAAAAAACUGGCAUUUAUAUUCAGAUUCUGAGUAUGGAGGUUUAUCCUCAGCUUCCUUGGAGAUCACAGAUGCUGGAAAUGGACUAAAGGGGGUUUUCUCAGGGAAUCUAUCAUUGGAGGUUUCUCAGGACUCAAAGUGGAAUAUAAGUAGAAGCGGUUUCUGCGGAAUGCGAUCCAAGAAGUUUGAUGGCUUUAUUGAUCUAGAUGCAUAUGAUACAAUAGCUCUAAAGCUUAAAGGUGACGGAAGAUGCUACAUAUCCACUAUUUAUACGGAGAAUUGGGUAAAUUCACCAGGACAAAUGGAAGACAAUUCCUGGCAAGCUUUUGUUUCUGUACCCAAAGACAACUGGUAUAUUGCAAAGAUUCCUCUUGCUCGAUAUUUGCCAACGUGGAGAGGAAAUGUGAUAGAUGCAAAGUUGGAAAUGAAUCAAUCGCGCAUUCUGGGCAUGUCCCUAUCUGUUAAUGCAGGUGGUGGCAUCCCUGGUACCAGAUCAGGACCAGGUGAUUUCAAUGUUGAAAUCGAUUGGAUCAAAGCCUUGAGAACCCAGUGAGUCUCUGUGAAACUUUAUCCUUGUACUGCCUCUCCCAAAGCUACAGUUAAGCUCUUUUUGGGCUAUCGACAUUGUUGUCAUGAAAUGCCUCCCAAAAUGUUGUGUUGGGGCCCGGGAGGAUUGAGGAGCAGUCGUCAUGAAUGUGUUCUUGAAUCUGUCUCCAACAACAAAGGUUAUAGUACUUUAAUUGGGUCAAGUACUUGUCCUUACAUCAGGAAAUUUUGAUUCAUUAUUAUAAUAUCUUGGAGCUAAAUGGCAUUUUAUGCUAGUGUUGUUCAGGCACCCUCAUCUUUCAGAUACGGUUAUGUUUGGCUGUUUGCCUUUGAUGAUCAAAACUUCCAAGGACUUCCAGUUUCUUA